AUGUUGGGCCUCACCCCAAUGCAGGUUCAUCUGUUCCAGCUCUUGUUCUCGAAGCUGGACGUUUACCGCUUCGUCGACACGGUCACACGGGCGACAUCUGGGGAGCAACUGCUUGUUCUGUUCCGCUCCAGGUACCCGGUGAUCCUGUCCAUAGAGAACCACUGCAACAUCCAGCAGCAGAAGAAGAUCGCCCAGUACCUGAGGGAGAUCCUGGGGGACAAACUGGACCUCGGACACAUUCUCAGCAGGGAGUCCAAGAACCUCCCCAGCCCCAAUAGCCUGCAGGGCAAGAUACUCAUCAAAGGUAAGCGUCUCCCAGCCUACCUCUCUGCUGAUGCUGAAGAAGGGGAGGUCUCUGACGACGACAGUGCAGAUGAGAUCGAGGAUGACUUCAAGCUCAAGAACAGUAACGGUAACGGGCACCACCAGGUGGAGUCCCACAUCCGGAAGAAGCUGGACUCACUGCUGAAGGAGGCCCAGAUCGGAGACAAGGAGGAUACAGACAGCUUCAGCAUCAGGGCCCUGCUGAGGGCCACGCACCAGGGGCUGCAGAAGAACCUGCGCCAGAGUUCAAAAGGAGUGUUGAGGAAGUCUCAAAGUCGGUCCUUCAUCACGACGCUCAAACAGAAGAGGCACUCCAAGUCCAGACUGACGUGCCAGAGUGUGGAGAAGGAUGACGAUGAGCAGGACAGCGCCUACAGAGAAGCUGGAGGACAGUUCAACAGGGGGGGGAGGAAGAGGAAGACGAUGAAGCUCAGCCGAGAUCUGUCAGACCUGGUGGUGUUCACCAACUCCAUGGCCUCUCAGGAGUGCCUGGAUGAAGGUACUCCAGGGGACGUGCUGUCCUUCAGCGAGGCCCGGGCCCAGUCACUAGUCCACCACCGGGCCCCCCAGUUCCUGGCCUUCAACCAGAGGCAGCUGUCCCGCAUCUACCCCUCGGCCUAUCGCAUCGACUCCUCCAACUUCAACCCUCAGUUCUACUGGAACGUUGGCUGCCAAUUGGUCGCCCUGAACUACCAGACGGAGGGUCGCAUGAUGCAGCUGAACAGAGCCAAGUUCAUGGUGAAUGGUGGCAGCGGCUACGUCCUUAAGCCGCCGCCCAUGUGCCAAGGGUCUCUCAACCCUUUCUGUGAUGACCCUCUGCCAGCGUACCCCAAGAAGCAGCUGAUGCUCAAGAUCAUCAGUGGACAGCAGCUGCCAAAGCCCCCCGAUUCCAUGCUGGGGGAUCGGGGCGAGAUCAUCGACCCGUUCGUGGAGGUGGAGAUCAUCGGCCUUCCUGCUGAUUGCUGUAAGGAGCAGACACGGGUGGUUGACGACAACGGUUUCAACCCGGUCUGGGAGGAGACCCUGUCCUUCACGCUCCACAUGGCGGAGGUGGCCCUGGUCCGGUUCCUGGUCUGGGACCACGACCCCAUCGGACGGGACUUUGUUGGGCAGCGGACUGUGGCCUUCAGCAGCCUCAUGCCUGGUUACAGACAUAUAUAUUUGGAGGGUUUGACCGAGGCUUCCAUUUUUGUACAUAUAUCAGUACAUGAAAUCUACGGAAAGGGUCACCAGCUGCGGGGCAUCAGGGGCUUCUUCAGUCGCUCCUCCAAGUCCUCUGUGGAGGCCAACUCCCCCGCCGCUCUGAAGACCCGCUCCAUCAGCGACCACCUGCUGCGGCGCACGGCCAGCGCCCCCGCCAAGGGACGCAAGAAGACCAAGCUGGCCCUGACCGAGUCCAUGGCCUCCAUCUCGGACCCGAGGCCCAGCCCGGACCGGCCGGUGGGCCCAGCGGGAGAGAGUGUGCAGGGACCCGAGGGGGCGGUGGAGAAGCGGCCCCAGCUCCGUCCCUCUCUCACCCACCGGCCCAUCUCCAUGCCCCUGGACCGGCUCCUGGAGGGCCAGCUCAGCCUCUGCUCCUCAGAGAAGGGGCGCCAUCAUCUGGGCGCAGAUGCUGUCAUCGGAAUGAGUCCCUUAGACCGGCCCAGGUCUACGUCUGUGGGUCUCCUCAUCGAAUCAUCUGCCACUGAUCAACUGAGCUUCUCAACCCCUUCAAAGACAUGUACGGAUAGAAUCACUCAGCGCAGCAAAUCAGUAGACACCUCUCAUCUUGUCAUCGGCGAAGAGGAUGAAAGAAGCGGAAAGGAUUAUUCCAAAGAACAAUCACAGGAACUUCCCAAUCAACGAAAGAUGAUGGGGUGCGGGUUCACGGGGACACAGAGGAUAUGCGUGAGGUCCCCGUUUGGUGGCUCGCAGAGGAGGCGGCAGGCGACGGAGACGUCUUCGGACGGCACCACCUACACGGUAGCACCUUCCGCCCCCUCCUCUGGGACUCCCCUGAGCCCGGUGAACAUGGACCGCUCCAACAAUCUGCGAAGCCCCAACUCCCUACAGGACAGUACCCUCUCCAGGCUCAUCGACGCCGUCUCCCUAGGCAACGAGAAUGACACCCGUGGCUCCAUUUCUGCUCUGAUUGGUCAGUUUGACAACACUGUUGAUCAAAGCAAUCGUUCGACCACCUCUAAUGGGGGAGCGAAGAACGAACAUCAGAGGCUUAACGGCUUCCUCAACCUUUCUGUUCAAAAUUGUAGCACUCCGAACCAGUCCAACAUCCCUCACAAAGGGUUGCAGGACUACAUGUCUCCUCUUUGCAUGGGUUCAUCAAAUGGCCAAAUCAGCAUAAAAGGUCCAAUUAGUCCUCAAAAGGCUCAAAAGUCAGACUCUCCACACACAAGACUCUAUUCACCCCGGAAGAUCUCCCAGGCCGACCAACCUGCUCCCCCUGCUCCGGCUUCCUUCCACAGCCCCGAGACGACGGAGCAGGAGGAGGUUUACACCAUCCUGGAUGAGGAGGUGCUGUCCCCUACCUCCAUGUACAACCUGAAGAAACAGACGGUUCAUUUCCAGGCCCUGGACUCUAUGAGAAGCACUCAAACGUCAAACGGCCUGGGCUUCUCCCCAUCCAAGCUGUCCCGAGGUUUGGGGUCAGAGGACGGCAUGAGGCGGUGUGUUGACCAAGAAUGGAGGGGAGGCCAUCCUGUGGAGGUAGAGGAAAGUGUGUAUGAAGAGGUGUAUGACCCAGCGGGUCCCAUCCUAGAGCCGGGCCGUGGGGUGGCAUGCAGCUACAACGGCUACUCUGUGGAUCGUCCCACGUCCCAGUUUUCCCGCGACAUGGCUGGGUGUGCUUAUAAGGAGGUGGAGAUAAACGUGGACGAGGAUCCUCUGGAAAGGAUGCUGCCCCCGUCCCGGCAUGUCCACAUGCUCACCAGCCCGACCGCUAAACGUCACGCUAUCUACCAGAACAACGACUCGGCUCGGUUGCACCGUUUGCCCCAGAUACAGCCUUCCUCCUCUUAUGACGCUCACCAAAGCUCGCCACACAAAUCUCAAUAUUCGCAACGUUCCUCCCCUGUGUCCAAACCUUAUUUUCAGCAGCCGCAACAAAGCCAGCUUGUUUCAAACUCCCAGCCGUCUCUUUAUCAAAGGUCGAACAAUUCUCAAAUUUUGAUGACACAGAGCCCCCUCCGCCAGAACAGCUACCCAUCUCUGCAGUGUAAACCAGAGUCCUACGUCAACAACAAAGACUUUGCAAAACAGAGAAACUACAACGGCAGCAAUGGCAUGAAUGGCUUCCACAGGGAGACGGGCAACACAAUAGAGAGGGAGUUGGUAGGACACUUCCAGAGCAGCCCUUCUGCCUCAGAGUUUCUCCCUGCCAAGUCAGUGGUAUCUCGCGUUCUCUCCAGAGAAAGAGCCAUGUGUUCGCCCACCCCUUAUUCCGACGGGGCGCACGGCCAGCUGGAUACGGACUGCCACACGCCUGAAUCACACUACGUCAACUUCACGAGUCCAAGCCAACCGCAGACACCCAGACAAACCACCUCUCCGCGGGAAGUGUGUUCCCAUCUCAACGACGCGCUGCAGCGUCAGCCUGACGCCACACGGCCUCCCUCAGAGCCGCGCUUAGAGCCGUUCCCAUCGCUCCCCCAGUCCGGCCCAGUGAGCAGCCAGGCAUCCGGUCCCAGCAAAUCCAAAUCCCUGGGAGACCUGACAUCGGAGGACAUCUCCUGCAACUUUCAGAGUAAAUACCACAUCAUCAGCCGCAGUUUCAUCACACCCCACAUGAGGGACCGCAAGAGGAUCGGCACCCUGGGGCGACCCGCGCCCCCAGCACAGUCUUCCGACCCUCUUACCCAGCAGCUACGCAGGCUGUUGAACCUCGACGCCGUCGAGUGCGAAGAGUCCGUUCCCGGGACGGAGCCUCCGCAGCCGCCUCAUGCCACCCAGCGACCGCCCUCUCCGCCGCAGCCCCGGGACACGGCCGCGUCCUCCGCCCACGGCGUGGACGUGGAUGGCUCACCGCCGCCGCUCACCCGUCGGCUGUCCUCGCGCAGCCAGAGUCGCGUGCGCCACAUCAACAGCCGCGCCCGCGAGAGGCAGCAGGAGGCGCUCAAGCCGCGGUCAGAGCUGGGGGGCAACGGCGGGAGCGGCGGCGGCGGGGUGGUGCUGCGCAGCAAACCCGUGUCACAGACGCCGGCGGCGAACAGACACUCCACGGGCUCCUAUAUCGCCGGGUAUCUGGGGCAGCUGGAGGACAGGGGCCUGCCGGAGGGGUCGUGUGCCCCGCUGCAGCAGGGAUACGCCGACCGCUACGGGGACGGGUACUACGGUAACUAUUCACACCCGAUGCCGGCGGACUCUUCCUACGCCUCCACGGAGCCUGAGGUGUACUUCCUGCUCAGAUUGUAGCGCCAACACCUGCGGGAAUGAGAAGAAGAGGUGGACACAUACAUACUUGAAGGAAGUGCAAUUACACCGGAAAUCCUCAUCCACACGCACACUUUUAGAUUUCCUUAUUCUAAAGUGUAUCCUUUGUACAAUAUAGCUGGUGGUAUGUACAGUGUGUUAUGGUUGGACCAGAAAGCAUGUACUUCCUGUAUGAGAUGACCACAGUUCAAUAAAGUGGGAGUUUUCAUGGCGCCAACCGUCGUGGCAAUGUAGCCUAGUGUCUGUGUCCUGUUUGGUCUGUGAAAGUACUUUAAAAUGCAUUCUAGAAUACUGCACAACACUGUUCGCUCUGUUUGUGUGACGUACCGUCAGAACUGUCUGUACUGUUGAAGCAGAUUCCUUGACCCUUGUAUCUUUUGAAUGUGAAUUUAUUUCAAACAGACACUUUUACAUAAUGGGGUCUAUUUUAUCAAAGAUCUCCUUGAAGUCUUCCUUUUCAGUAUUAUUUCUAGGUAUAUACUGGCUGUGUGUAAAUAUUUCAGUUUUGUUUCCCAUGAUAGAAUCGAUUUGGCAACGGUUUCUUGUUAAGAAUGGCCUGCAAAUGUUUUAGUUUUCUGCAUGUAGACUGGACAUCUCGAGCAUGACUAUGCACAAACCUAUUCAGUUGAUGUUGCGAUGCCCGUCAAGAAUUACCUGGAACAAUGUGUGAAAUAAAGACACAGACUUGCUUGCAUUAGGUGCAAUGCAGUACAUAGACUUGCUUGCCUAUAGUAUGUUCAUUUUUACGUAGGAAUCAAAAACACUGUAUUAAUCAUUGUAUUUUUAUAAUUACUUUGAUACUGACUGCAUAAAUACAUCAAUCCUUGGAAGUGGUAACUUGACAUGUCACUACACUGAGGUAUAAGUGGAUACGCAUACAGGAGACGCAGGAGUCAAAUAGAGAGUUUUAGACUGGGCUAAACUGCAGUUUUUUGUAAUAUUUUUUUCAGUGUUGGACCUAUCGUCUGUGUAUUAUCACUCAUUAGAGUACUAUGGGCAUUUCCCUACAAAUGCAAUAAAAUAUCAAAUCACUUGAUUUGAGGAAAACAAUGAUGUAUCCUU
Molecule: messenger RNA, 5811 nt
Organism: Gadus chalcogrammus (walleye pollock)
Lineage: Eukaryota; Metazoa; Chordata; Actinopteri; Gadiformes; Gadidae
Product: 1-phosphatidylinositol 4,5-bisphosphate phosphodiesterase eta-1-like
Exons: 16
Coding region: 1-4731 (1576 amino acids)
Biological process (GO): phosphatidylinositol-mediated signaling; lipid metabolic process
Molecular function (GO): phosphatidylinositol-4,5-bisphosphate phospholipase C activity
Source: RefSeq, a predicted model, not a curated record